Molecule: messenger RNA, 4050 nt
Organism: Symbiodinium natans
Lineage: Eukaryota; Dinophyceae; Suessiales; Symbiodiniaceae
Source: the annotation of a GenBank genome assembly
AUGCUCAUUUGGCACGUUGUAUGGAAAUUCUCAUGCUGGCUCCUCUGCCAAGCUGUACGUGACACGAGCUCUGGCAAUCACUUACCGGGUUCCGUCCCUUUGGCAACUCCACCGGCGACUCUUGAGAAUGUCGCGCAGUGUCCCGCAGCAGCACUGAGCCUUGGCUUGAUCACCUUGCAGUGCAGCUCUUUCUCAGACGCGGUGAGCAAGCUGGACGUCCGGUCGUUAGUGUUGGGGCAGCCGAGCUUUACCUUCCUUCGCUCCAGGGAGUUCUUUCUCUCCAAGACGGCAGCUUGUGAUGAACCUAUGAGCGGCAUGAAGUUGCUAAAGGUGAAGAAAUCACUUGAGGCCAAGCGGGCCCAGCUGGCGCAGCGCUUCAGGGUGAAGCAAGCAAAGACCAUUCUCCAGGCCGCAGCCCAGAAUAAGCUUUCAACGAAGACCAUCCAGGAUGCUCUGCUCGGGGUGCAGGGAGAAGAGGAAUCCACCCCUGCAGUGGAACUCCACAUGAUGCCGGAAGACCCCUUCAACAUCAGCUCCAAAUGGUCAGCACUCCUGGUGCCCACCAUCCGAGAAGCAUUUGACACGUGGUAUCUCUGCCAGCCUACAGCCGGGCCUACAGCAUCCUCCCCGCUCGGCCACCCGCGCUGUGUUGCACAGCUGCCUUUUGAGGCCCGGCCUUGGUACCUCAGCUCCCUUUGUGGGAGCUGGUACUCGCAGCUGGACCGCCACCGCUCCUCUCCCGUGCGAUUGUUGCUGCUCAUGGAGGCGAUUCUGGCGCUGGGCUCCCUCCUUUUGGUUGCCCUUGUUGCCCUUGCGGUCUACUGCUGGAAUAUGCGCGAAGAUGCAGAGCCCUCACCUCUUGCAUGUGAGGAUUGGACUUUUCCAUCCAAGCUUCGACUAACUCAGCAUGCUUUCCUGUUCGAUGACUCGGGGGCCCAGCUUCCUGGAGAUCCACUAGAUGCAGGAAGCUGCGUCGAGGUUCAGCAAGCGUGCGAAAGCUCUGUGGCGCUACCAUACAGCUAUCUUGUUUUCAAGGACCUCACUGAGCUUGGCAAGAAGCUUCGGGGCAAACCCACAAGAAAGCUUUGGGGACGAACGGCGGAGCCUGCUGGAUGGCUUUUGCUGGCCCAGGAAGGCGACAGCUUGCCGAGAGCGCUACCAUCAGACUCGGAAGCUCGGGCUGUUUUCCAUGCGCAUCCCGAGUUGAUGCCUCGAUUUUCUGUACUGUUGAGGGGUAGCCUCGUUCUGCUCGCAGUGCACACAUCUACGCAGUGGCUGCUGGUCGAGUACUUCACCAAGUCAACCUCCUUACCUGUUCUGAUGAUGCUCGUUUUCGGUACUGUAGCUACGCAUGUGCUUGUCCUGCUCCAGCGCCACGCAACGCUAGCGCUGGGCGUGCAGUAUGAGGAAGUUCUGCGGAGCAGCCGACAACUGCUGCGAUUGCCCAGAGCGAAUUGGCCGAUUCUGCUGGCCUUCCUGUUGCUCCAGGCUGCCAUGGCAGGUACCAUCAUCAUGAAACUGCUAGCUGGAUAUGCACGAAAGCCCUUUGUGGAGCUGGGUUUCCUGGCAGGGAUGGCCAUGCACACGAAGGCAAUGUAUGACACCUGCGCUGGGCGGCAGAAGUGGCGGGAGCCACAGCUGGCAAGCCAGGAGGUGUACGGUGCUGCUAUAGAGGUUAUGGCAAGCACUGACACGCCCGUCAGCCUUGCCCCAGGACAAGUGAAGAAGCUGGCCCACAUGUGGACUAUCACAGGUAGCACCAGUCUGAUAGCCUUCAUGCUGGUGGCCCGAGUGAUGCUGGACGUCCUACAGCUACGUGGCGAGCUUGUGGAUUACAGCGUGAGUCGUGGUAAGUUGGCUUAUAUGGCUGGCAGCCAUGCUCUCCACAAUACGCUCCUCCUUGACCAGAAUGCGGAUUCACUUAUGCUGAACGUGCAGCUGGGUGAGUUCACGCAUGGGGUCCUGAUCAAGACGGAGCAUCCUCUUCUGCCUGCUGAUGACACGGCCCUGAUUCUGAAUGAGUCAGGGGAGCAGCAGAUUUCGCUUCCUGGUGGCCCGUUGUAUUCUCGUUUGUCGCUUCUUGCAAUGGGGGACUAUGUCAACACCACCUACAUAAUCCACAUCCUGCGUGUCGGGGAAGCGAUCUCCGUCUCUUUAACUAGCACCUUCAACGCCGGCAAGUAUCCGGAGUUGAAGGGCAGCCUCUUCCAUGAGGAGCGCCGGCUCCAGUACCAGCUUGAGCAUCGCGCCUGGCAUGUGCCUGACGUUGACCUUGCCAACACCACCUUGCUGGUGAAGAUGACUUCAUUGGCUUAUGCACCCAUGAUCUUCGGUGCCGAUGGUGAAACUGCAACGAUCCCACAGUUGGCCAGCGAGUGCCAUUGCCAGCCAGAGAUUCCAGGCUUUGGCAGUGCCUGCGUCUCCGAGCAUCAAUUGAGGGUCGCAGAUGCGGAUUUCUGCGUCUACCAGCGCCGUGCAGAAGAAGAGGUUCACCCAUAUCAAGGUGAAGCUGGUGUUGCUGGCAAAGACAGCGGAAUACUGCAAUGGUUGCAGGACCUGCAGUUUAGCGGCAAGUCGGUUCGAGUGACACCAGGGGCCAGCCUCGAUGCAAGAGUCAAGAGCAACUACAGCACAACCACCAUCUUCAGCCUGACGAGUAGCCUGGUUUCACUGAUCGGCGACAACAGCGCCAUAGAGAUCAUGGCCACCCAAGACUUGACCAGUUCCGAGGCACUCAAGGUACCGGUCAUGGUGGUCUCCGGUGCCCCACAGCCAAUCCUCGAGCAUAAGGGCCAAGUCGCGCCAACAGCUUCCUUCCUCAUCCCGAAAUUUAAUCCUGUGGAUGUGCGCACCGACUACGCGGUUUGUGGCGGGAGAGCUUCCGUUGACCACGUUCGGGCAUAUGUAGCAGAUAUUCGCUUCGAAGUCGUACAUGAAGAUGUGCAGGAGCCGGGAACAUGUCACAGCAGCCGCCCGGACACACGGCGUGAAUUUCGAAGCAUUCGCAGGAGCACCUCUGGCUGCCAGGGCUGGUGUCACCAUUAUAUACCACGGGUGUUGCACUAUGAUGUUGUAGCUACUUCUUCGCCGAGCGUGUGCCUCCAGCUGGCUCUGGAACUUGGAGAUGCGUCAGCCUUGCAAAACACGAUGAUUAUGACUGCAGGUCGUGACUCCAACCGUUGCCUAGAUGAAGGAUGGAUGAACCAGGCAAUACGAUUGAACUUCUCUGAGGGCGUUAAGGAGCUGCUGCGUGGGAAGGCCAGCCCAGACAGCAACUUCUCAGGCGUGACCCCUUUGCAAACUGCAGCUGCUAGUAACAACAUUCCCUUCAUUGAGUUGCUGUUGGAUCGGAAAGCCAGCGUGAAUGCCCGGACCGGUCAAGGCACAGCUUUGGUGGCUGCCGGCAGUCAGUGCCAGAUACAGGCCAUGGAAGUCCUCAAGAACGCCGGCGCCACUGCCGGCAUCCCCCCAGCUGCAAAAGCUUCAGAGUGCAGCCGCUCAGCUCUCGUAGAGGUGAUCAAGGAGCAUGCCAUGAACACGAAGGCAUGCCAGCAGGCGAGCGCAAAAGCGGACGUAGGGAACCACACACGGUUGUGGGAUGUUGUCAGCAUCCUCAAGAAGAUGGCGCCCGGGGCUUCGGAUGAUUGCCGAGGCGCCGCACUCCUGGAGGCGAUCAAGAAGUCCGACCUGGUGGCUGUCAGAGUUCUCCUGGAUGGUACGGUGGAUGUGGACAAGAUUGCAGGACGACCGCUGGCCACCUUCCUGGGGAACUUCAUAAGUGGGAGCACGCCGCUCAUCACCGACACCUUCUUCCUGGAUGUGCUUCCUCUUCUACAUGCACACGGCAUGGACAUCAACUUGGAAGAUGACGCUUUGCUGCCCGUGGCAGCUUCCCGCUGCAACGUUUUGAUGGUCAAGAAGCUGUUGAUACUAGGUGCCGAGCCCGAGUCCACGAGCCUCGGGGACACCGCGGCUGACAAUGCACAGCAGUGCAAGGAGGCUGAGAAGCAGGCUAUCCUCGCCGCGUUGGAGUCCAAGGAUCACCCUUAG